This is a messenger RNA of Clupea harengus (Atlantic herring), 499 nucleotides long. RefSeq names its product ribosomal protein S27, isoform 1 (gene rps27.1). Gene Ontology annotation, cellular component: ribosome. Gene Ontology annotation, biological process: translation. Lineage: Eukaryota; Metazoa; Chordata; Actinopteri; Clupeiformes; Clupeidae. The record is from RefSeq and is a predicted model, not a curated record. Gene Ontology annotation, molecular function: structural constituent of ribosome.
UGCAGCACUCUUCCUCUUUGUGCACACGCGCCCCGUUCAUAUUCUUCUACCGUUUCCGCUUAACUUCCUUUCCGGCGGCGGCUAUUUCUUCGCCAACAUGCCACUCGCAAAAGACUUGUUGCACCCAACCCCCGAGGAGGAGAGGAGGAGGCACAAGAAGAAGCGUCUUGUCCAGAGUCCUAAUUCUUACUUUAUGGAUGUGAAGUGUCCAGGAUGUUACAAGAUCACAACAGUCUUCAGCCAUGCACAGACAGUGGUGCUGUGCGUGGGUUGUUCGACAGUGUUGUGCCAGCCCACCGGUGGCAAAGCCCGGCUCACUGAAGGUUGCUCUUUCAGGAGGAAGCAGCACUAGCGAUGUCAGGGCCUAGAGGAGAGGGAGACGAGGACCACGGCAGCGCUGGGCCUGGGCUGAAUAGGCUGCACUAGGCCCCGCCCACAACCUGCUUCUGCAACAUCACUCAUCUGGUCUCUUUGUCUCAGUAAAAAAUAUUUGGCUAAA